Molecule: messenger RNA, 831 nt
Organism: Pundamilia nyererei
Lineage: Eukaryota; Metazoa; Chordata; Actinopteri; Cichliformes; Cichlidae
Gene: sft2d2a
Product: SFT2 domain containing 2a
Exons: 9
Coding region: 151-639 (162 amino acids)
Biological process (GO): vesicle-mediated transport
Cellular component (GO): membrane
Source: RefSeq, a predicted model, not a curated record
AGUGAGACGUCUUUGCUGCUGUUCCGGUUCAGGUGUGACGAUGAAGUGACCCACCUGGCCAGAUCUGAGAAAACCCGGCAAAGUUCCUAUCAGUUCAGGAAGCAACUGUAAUUCUUCACCAAUUAAGCCGAAUUUUAAAGCUCCUCGGGCAUGGAUAAAUUAAAGUCGGUUCUGAGCGGUGAGGAGGCGCGCAGAGAUGACCGGAACAUUAUACAGCAAAUGAACCAAGCUUCGACUUUAGGCUGGGGCACACGUAUAAAGGGAUUCAUCGCCUGCUUCGUGGUGGGAGCUGCAUGCACAGUUCUGGGAGUGUGUGUGCUCUUCCUCCCCAAGAUUGGGAUCACUCUCUUUAUUGUCUUUUACACAUUUGGCAACAUAUGUGCUCUGUGCAGCACAAUGUUUCUGAUGGGCCCAAUGAAUCAGCUGAAAAGGAUGUGUGACAAAACAAGAGCGCUGGCUACUACCCUUAUGUUGACUUGUCUCGUUCUGACUCUCUGUGCGGCUUUCUGGUGGAAGAACUUUGGACUUGCUUUGUUGUUUGUUAUCUUGCAAGUCUUGUCAUUUACCUGGUACAGCUUGUCAUACAUCCCAUGUGUGAGAGAAGCAAUCAUGAGGAUGCUGGCCAUGUGCAUGAAAUAGGCCAUGUGUGUUUGCGGUGAAGGUUCAGCUUGGAUGAAGUGUUGAAGAAUGGGGCAGGUCUCUUACUGAAGUUGCUAAAAUUGGCUCCUUUAGAGAGUCUCUGGCCCUUCCUGCUGCUCAGACAUUUGUUUAUAGGUGAAAAAGAAGCAAAUUUUCUAUUUAUCUUUCUCAGUUGUGUGCUUCAUUGAUUGA